Messenger RNA from Rotaria socialis, 1395 nucleotides. The record is from the annotation of a GenBank genome assembly. NCBI's taxonomy places the organism in Eukaryota, Metazoa, Rotifera, Eurotatoria, Philodinida, Philodinidae.
AUGAUGGUGUAUUAUAUAUUGUCUGAAUACAAAAAAACAUUCAGUAAAAAUAUUCACCAUGCAACAAGUGAUGAUAAAAUACGUAUUCCAAACGAUCGAUCUUUGUACGAUGAGCUUGAACAGCGUAAUUUGCUCAAACGAUUUCGAGUUGCUCCUGGCCUCGGCAUUCAUUUGGUUAAAGAAGGUGAAAUAGGUCUAGCCAUGUUAAAUUCAGCUCCGAGAUUUCUAGCACCUGGUCGAUACACAUUUAUUUCUCCAUUCAGUCAUUUUCUUGAAGCAGUCAAAAUUACUGGCAAAUUAAUCAAACUCGGUAAUAUUCAAAUUGUAACAGUGAAUCAAGAUGAGAUUGGUCUAAGUAUUCGCAAUGGAGAAACUAUUCUGCUCGAUCCAGGUCGAUAUAUCUUGACAGCACCACAUAUCUUCGAAAGCAGUACUGCAGCAAACGCUCAAUAUAUUAAAUUAGGAACGUAUCGACGAAUUACUGUGCCCGUUGGAUUUGUUGCCGUUGCAUUUGAUGUUGGAAAACAAAUUAUUAUUCGGCCAGAAGAUACUGAAUCAGGUCCGUUCGAAACAAAUUCACCCACAUUUCUCUUUGAUGAAAAAAAUGGAUUUCAAUCUGUUCAACUUCAAGUUCGAGAACUCGAUGAAUUGAAAGUUAACACACGAGAUGGAGUUACAAUCACAGCCAAAGGUUUAAUUACGUAUCGUAUUCAUGAUCCACGAACAUCAUUUAUGACUGUACAAGAUAUUCAUGGAGCAGUAAAACGAGCAGCUGAAGCUACUCUCACUUCGCUCUUUCUCAAUGCUGCCAUCGAUGAAAUAGCUCCACCUGUACCACAAAAACUAAGCGACGGUCUUAUACAAAUGAACACUGCCAUUGAAGGUGAAAACUUCAAUCAGCACAUUCGUGAUGCAUUUCUUCAUGAUUUUUCACACAAAGUCAACCAAUGGGGUAUUGAAUUGCAAGAUCUCAAUAUUGAAAAACUUGAAUUUGAUAAUAGUGUAAAAGAUUUACUACGAAAACGUGCUCAAGCUCAUGUUGAAACAGCUACAAGUUUAGCCAAUAUGCGUUCUCAAACGAAUAUUGCCAUACAACAGGCUGAACGAGAAAAACAACAGGCUCAAAUUCAAGCUGAAGCCGAAGCGUUUGUUACUCGAACCAAGGCCGAUGCUGAUUUCUAUGCGGCCAAGCAGCAUGCUGAAGCAGCUAAAGUAUUGCAGGAAGUUCCAUUGUCAGCUCAAUUGGAAUUGAAGCGACUCGACGUAGAAAUGGUUAAAGCAACGGGUGAUCGAACAACAUUUAUGCCAAUGAAUUUUAGUAUUGGUGAUGUUGGAAUGAAUGACAAACAAAAUGGAAAGAUGUAUUUUGCAUCGAACCAAGCAGGUCUACUAUGA